CAGAGGCAUGUCCCUCCCACAAGCCCAAAGGCAAACAACACAACACACAGUGUCUCCUCAAUCUCCCCAAAGUCCAUUCCACUUGCCACUUCUCCACUGCCUCUGGGUAAAAUAUAUAGAACAAAUUCCAAGCCUUUAAGGUACUGUAUUUUUUCUCACACCACCCACAUGGCUCUUCUUCACAAGCUCGCACCUUUUUCCUCUCUCCACUCACCCUUCACCGGAAAGCCCUAUUUUUCUCCUCCCCGCCGCCACCUCGUUUCCUUCUCCGCCUCACCCUUUACGGAGAAGCACUCCCUAGAGAGGUACCAGAGGGACCAAUGGGUGUACGAGGAUAGUCAAACGAUGUCGUUUCCUCCCCCCAGCGACUCGGGAUCCGUGAGGGAGGAAGACAUAGCCCUGCAGCUGCCGGAGCUGAAGAAGCUGCUGGAGGUGCUGAGGGAGAAGAGGAAAAGUGAGGGGAAGUGCAGUGGAGGGGAGUGUUUGCCAGGGAAUGUGUUCUUGGUGGGGACCGGGCCUGGGGACCCUGAGCUUCUCACUCUCAAGGCUGUGAGAGUAAUUAAGAGUGCUGAUUUGUUGCUGUAUGACAGGUUGGUGUCCAAUGAUGUGCUGGAUUUGGUUGCUCCUCAGGCCAAGCUUCUCUAUGUGGGAAAAACUGCUGGAUACCAUAGUAGAACACAGGAGGAAAUACAUGAACUUCUUUUGAGUUUUGCAGAAGCUGGGGCAACUGUUGUGAGACUUAAAGGGGGUGAUCCAUUGGUGUUUGGGAGGGGUGGAGAGGAAAUGGACUUUUUGCAACAGCAAGGUAUCCAAGUCAAAGUUAUUCCAGGCAUAACUGCUGCAUCUGGAAUAGCAGCAGAGUUGGGAAUACCGUUAACUCACCGAGGCAUUGCAAAUAGUGUGAGAUUUCUCACAGGGCAUUCAAGGAAAGGAGGAUCUGAUCCUCUCUUUGUAUCAGAAAAUGCUGCUGAUUCUGAUUCUACCUUGGUGGUUUAUAUGGGCUUGUCGACUUUCCCUUCACUUGCACAGAAGUUAAUGCUUCAUGGUCUGUGCCCUCAGACCCCGGCUGCAGCCAUUGAGCGAGGGACAACACUUCACCAACGCACUGUGUUUGCUGAACUAAAAGACCUUUCUGAGAAAAUAACAUCUGCUCAGCUGGUGUCACCAACACUGAUUAUAGUAGGAAAAGUUGUUGAACUAUCCCCAUUUUGGCCAGCUUCUACAAAAGAAGAAUCAUGUUUAAUGCAGACAUGACGGACGAUGUUGUUGAGAAAUAUUACUGUGAUGUGAAGCUUGGUGGAAAUGAAGGGUUACUUGUGGAGGGUUGAUUUAGCAUGCACUUGCACAUAACAAGGGGUGAUGAUAGUCUUGAUCGAGAUUUAUGCAGGAUGGCUGGGAAAGCUAAACAAAACUAUCUGAUGUUUAUGGAAAUGAAGAACUUCUGCCACCGUCUUGGGGUAUCAAUGAUUUUUUUAGUCUUUGGCAGGAACUGUUUCAGAACCAAUUUUGAUUUUUUUUCAUGCUCAAGAUUGGGAAUAAAACAAAGUGCUACACAGAUUCACUCAGUUUUAUAAAAAAACACACCGAUUUUGGUAGCUGCUGUUGUCUUGAUCAGUGAGAACAUGGUCAUUGGAGGAAAAUUUGUGUUAUAACCUUGAGCUAUUUAGAAUCUUUCUUUCAAGAAAAAAUGUGGAAGUAUCAUCAUGUGUUCAUAUCAAUGUUGCUGUUAUUCAGAACGAUUGAUUCUGUAUUUCAUUCAUUGUUCUUACUUCA
Vigna umbellata (rice bean) is the source of this 1773-nucleotide messenger RNA. RefSeq names its product urophorphyrin methylase 1 (gene UPM1). Gene Ontology annotation, biological process: siroheme biosynthetic process. Lineage: Eukaryota; Viridiplantae; Streptophyta; Magnoliopsida; Fabales; Fabaceae. The record is from RefSeq and is a predicted model, not a curated record. Gene Ontology annotation, molecular function: uroporphyrin-III C-methyltransferase activity.